GGGAAAUUUUAUGUCAGGAAGUAUCAUGAGGUGCCGCAGAAGUUGACAUCACGUAGAAGUAGCACAUUUGCGGAUGAUUAGCGAAGUUAGCAGGGAGAUUCAUUGAACUGCAGGCAUUUCCCAUCAUGGAGGACAUAAGCACUGUGAUGUCCUGGUUUUCCAGCCCCGUGUACAGCCGCUACUGGCAGCACUACCAGCAGGCUAUGGCCUGGCACCAGAGACACAGGCGUGCCUACAGAAAGGCCUUGGAGGCUGCCUAUGGCCCCGGUUACUGCCAGGAGCAGCACCCCAGCAGCCACCAGCGCUAUGCAGACUGGCACGCUGGAGAGAGGGAUGACAAAGAAGAAGAGAAUGAGGACAAGGAUGAGGAGGAGAGCAGCUCGGACAGCGAGAUUGAGUGCGACGUCAGCAACAUGGAGAUCAGCGAAGAGCUUCGGGAGUACUUUGCCCAGACAGAAAAGCACAGAGAGGAGCUGAAGAAGCAGCAGCAGAUGGAGGCUGAGCAGCAGGACAGCUACGUGCCGGCCGACCAGGACCUGCACGCCGUCUCCUGGCGAAGCAGCGCGGCUCCUCCCUCCGAUCGGCCUGGCGAGAGACGCGGCGCUGAGAUGAAGAAGCUGUUUGGCGAUGAUGCGCCCAAGAUCAUGGCCAUGGAGGCGGCAAUGCAGCUCACCUUCGACAGAAACUGUGACCUCAAACAGCCUAAGUACUGGCCUGUUAUCCCGCUGAAACUGUAACGGCGGUGGGCAGAGCUGUUGAUUUGGAGGAAAUCCCUGCUCGGAUGUGGAUGAGACGGCAGCUUUGUCAUGUAAUGGAUGGUGGCUGCCGACGCUGCUGAUGUAGAACUAAUGGCUUGGGUCAGCUGAGGGUUGGAAGUUAUUUGAAGCACAAAAAAAGUUGCAUAAAUUAGCUGAGCUUCUGCUCAGCCAGACAUGAAAGUCAUUGACCUGUCAGCUGCUGCUCCACAUGAAAACUUGGGAUUUUGAUGGACCACAUAAUGUUGAAUUUAUUUACUUUUCCAGAUUUUUAACUCAGGAUAAAACUUAGAGCAUCGCAGAGACUUCAUGGUUCCAUGUGGUCCUUCCACCUUUGUUUAGUCUCUUGAUUUCAGCCCGAAGAGUAAAAAUGAGCGUCAGCUGCGGGUCAGAGGCACAGUAAAACUGCUGCUGUAGGUGAUGUAAAUAUAUUCAAACAACAUGUGGCUGCGUGUUUCCACCUAAUCUGUUUUUGUUUACCCUCGAGCUUGGGGAUGUUACAUGCUGCAGUAGCUCCUCUUCUGCCUGUCAACUUAGUUCAACCACAAAAACACUCUCAUCCCCCUCCUCUGCUCAGAGUUAGAAGCGUUCCCGCGUGGCUGCUUCUGAUAUUCCACUUUUCAACACACAUGAAGAGUGAUUUGUUGCUUUUGCUUCUAAACUGUGCCUCUGUUUCUGACAUUUCAUCGGGAUCAAAGCCGUCCGUGUGGUUUCUCAGGAUGGACUAUUCUCUUUUAUCUGGUGCUCCCACCACCCGGCACCCUUUUUUUAGACUGAGUGAUGUGUAUUUUAAUAUAAAUUCUGUUUAUAAUAAAGUGUUUGUUUAAGUCUGGAUAAAGCCUGCUUAGUCUGUCGUUAUGUCUUAAUCAUCUCUCUGCAUAA
Chelmon rostratus (copperband butterflyfish) is the source of this 1637-nucleotide messenger RNA. RefSeq names its product gem (nuclear organelle) associated protein 8 (gene gemin8). Gene Ontology annotation, cellular component: SMN complex. Gene Ontology annotation, biological process: spliceosomal snRNP assembly. The coding region runs from base 126 to 737 and encodes 203 amino acids. The record is from RefSeq and is a predicted model, not a curated record. The transcript has 4 exons. NCBI's taxonomy places the organism in Eukaryota, Metazoa, Chordata, Actinopteri, Chaetodontiformes, Chaetodontidae.